Messenger RNA from Salmo salar (Atlantic salmon), 4698 nucleotides. RefSeq names its product poly(ADP-ribose) glycohydrolase. The record is from RefSeq and is a predicted model, not a curated record. Gene Ontology annotation, cellular component: nucleus; cytoplasm. Lineage: Eukaryota; Metazoa; Chordata; Actinopteri; Salmoniformes; Salmonidae. Gene Ontology annotation, molecular function: poly(ADP-ribose) glycohydrolase activity. Gene Ontology annotation, biological process: carbohydrate metabolic process; nucleotide-sugar metabolic process; ATP generation from poly-ADP-D-ribose.
GGAAGUGAUUUUGUUUUGUUGCUGAGGCGAUGACGUGUCUGUUUUGUGGUACGUUACAGUCGAAACCGUAUUUAUUUAAUAUCUUAGUUAACCUAACCUCAAAAAUCAGCUGUAAAACUAUGUUGUUCUACUAGCUAGUACAUGUUGUCCAAGUAAAAACGCUCAUGACAACAACGUAAAACUGUGAAGCUAAUUGUGUCUAGCUAACCUUUGCGAAUUAGCUAGAUCUUGGUCACUGUUGGCUGUACAUACAAAAUGUAUUUUUGUUGUUGUUGUUAAACUAGCUAUAGAUCCACUGUCAUAUGUUUGCAAGCCGUAUGAUAUUCUUCACUAGCCUGCUGAGGAGAGGACUCUGUGUGAAACCAUUCUGGAACCAUCGUUAUCAAAACGCUUCGGCGGUAUUACUGAAUGAGGUUGUAUUCAUGACUGCACUGUCAGACUUGGAGCCUGCUAAAAAGAGACUGCGGGUUGAAGUUGGCCUCCAAUCACCUGUCGGCUCAAGGAGCCCUCUUUCAUUGGCUUUCAAAGCAAGUUCCAAAGAGGCAAGUCUACACGCAAUGGAGGGGCAGCAGCAUGGUGCCAAAGCAACAUCUCUUAGUCAGAAAAACAAUCCCAAGUCCCACCCUGAUAAGUGUCUGGACCUUCCUCAAAGCACCACAAGCCCAGCUUCUGACAUGUCUGAAACCGCUGAACAACAACUGGACGAUGUAGAGAUGGUGAGUCCAGACAGCUCUGAGUCUGGCUGCAGUCACAAUUUCCAGUUUAUGGAGACUGAGACAGAGGCCCAGGCCCACAGUUCAGGCUCUGAGGAACCUGUUGUCUCUAGUAUUAUAGACCUGGAGGAUGAAGAGACAGCGCUCUUAACACCAACUGACAGCCUAAAGGAUCACAAGCCCGUCUCGCAAAUCACCACAGAUCACAAUCCCGUAUCGCAAGUCUCCACAGAUCACAACCCUGUCACAGAUCACAGGCCUGUCUUGCAAGUCACCACAGAUCGCAAGCCGGUCUCGGAAGUCUCCACAGAUCACAAGCCGGUCUCGGAAGUCUCCACAGAUGAUCACAAGCCGGUCUCGGAAGUCUCCACAGAUGAUCACAAGCCGGUCUCGGAAGUCUCCACAGAUCGCAAGCCGGUCUCGGAAGUCUCCACAGAUCGCAAGCCGGUCUCGGAAGUCUCCACAGAUCACAAGCCGGUCUCGGAAGUCUCCACAGAUCACAAGCCGGUCUCGGAAGUCUCCACAGAUCACAAGCCGGUCUCGGAAGUCUCCUCAGAUCACAAGCCGGUCUCGGAAGGCUCCACAGAUCGCAAGCCGGUCUCGGAGGUCUCCACAGAUCGCAAGCCGGUCUCGGAGGUCUCCACAGAUCGCAAGCCGGUCUCGGAGGUCUCCACAGAUCGCAAGCCGGUCUCGGAGGUCUCCACAGAUCGCAAGCCGGUCUCGGAGGUCUCCACAGAUCGCAAGCCGGUCUCGGAAGUCUCCACAGAUCGCAAGCCGGUCUCGGAAGUCUCCACAGAUCCUAAAGGGAACAGUGAUGAGCAAAUGGAGGAGAACGUGAGCCAGAGCAACAGGGGGCUGGACAAGCAGCAGGACACAGAAAGAUCCUCCUCCUCCAAGGGUAAAGGAAAAAUAACAGACUUCUUCGCCCCAUCCACAAGUGCCCAAGCUCCUUCGGAGAAACAACACAGAGAUAGAGACGUCCCACGUGAGAAACAACGUGGAGACAGAGAUGACGUCGCUCCACCGUCGCCACCGUACGAUUCCAAGUGGCUGGGAAGCCCCAUCAGUGAUCUGAGGAGAAUGCCACAGUGUGGUCGAUCACUCCCACCACUGAAGAAUGCUCCUGACCAUCACACUGUCAUGAUCAGGACAGACCUCCUUCAAACAGGCAAAAUUCCUGUUCCCUAUCCCAACAAGUUCAGAGACACCUGGGAUGAGGUCCAUGUGAAAAUGCCCUGUUCAGAGAGCAACCUAUUCCCAAUAGGAAAUCAGGAUGUGCAGGAACGGUGGGAACUCAUCCAGAAAGCUUUAAACAGAGACUUUUGCAGUUCCCAUGAUUUAAAGAAUGCCAUAUUGAAGUACAAUGUUGCUCAUGCCAAGAGAUGGGACUUCACAGCUCUUCAUUUGUUCUGCAACAAGGAUCUGGAGCCUGACGCCGUUCAUCAUCUGUUUGGGUCUCUGCUGCCUGAAAUGGUCCAAUUAGCACUGAGGGUGUCUGAGCUGUGUAGCAAGCCAAUCCCUCUGCUGAAGGAAGGGAUGAACCACUCCAUCACCCUGUCUCAGGUGCAGGUGGCUUCUCUAUUGGCCAACGCCUUCUUCUGUACCUUCCCCCGACGCAACUCCAGGAAGUCAGAAUACUUCAACUACCCUGACAUCAACUUCUACAGGCUGUUUGAGGGCUCUUCCCCAAAGAAGAGGGAGAAACUUAAAACACUUUUGUGCUAUUUUAGAAGUGUAAUUGAGCAAAAACCUACUGGACUUGUAACAUUCACAAGAAAAUGCUUGGAUCGUCCUCCAAAUUGGAAAAACUCUCAGAAUCAGCUCACCAAGCUUCACAUAACAUGUGCAGGAACCAUAGAAGACGACGGGCACGGCAUGCUGCAGGUGGACUUUGCCAACCGGUUUGUGGGCGGAGGAGUCACCGGAUCAGGUCUGGUUCAGGAAGAGAUUCGCUUCCUGAUUAACCCUGAACUCAUCGUCUCUCGCCUCUUCACUGAAGCCCUGCUGCAAAAUGAGUGUCUCAUCAUCACAGGUACUGAGCAGUACAGUACAUACACUGGCUACGCGGAUAGCUACCUAUGGGACGGCAGACAUCAGGACAAGACCCCAAGAGACACCUGGCAGAGGAGGUGCACAGAGAUUGUAGCGAUGGACGCACUGAAGUUCAGGAACUUCCUCGAACAGUUUCACCCUGAGAAAAUGAACAGAGAACUGAAUAAGGCGUACUGUGGCUUUUCCCGCCAGGGGGAGAGCAGUCAGGAUCUCUCUGCGGUUGCUACAGGAAACUGGGGCUGUGGUGUGUUCGGUGGAGAUGCUAGGUUUAAAGCUCUGCUCCAGAUUCUGGCAGCCUCUGAGGCGGGCCGAGACGUGGCCUAUUUCACCUUUGGUGACAGCGCCCUGAUGAAAGACGUCUACGACAUGCACUACUUCCUCACACAGAGACACAUCAGCGUCGGGGCUCUGUACAGUUUGCUGGGUCAGUACUACAGCUCAGUGUGUCAGGGAUGCUUCACACGCCGUCCUGACAUCAGCCUCUACUCCUUCAUCUACCAGGAGGUCAGCUCUGUCUCCCCCUAGACCAGAAACACACACGCAGGUCGUCUCCCCCUAGAAGAUCGUAGACGCCACGUCACACAGGUCGGCUCCUCCUAGAAGACCGUAGACGCCCCCCCCACACACCCCCCUCCUUGGACACCAAACAAGCGCUGUGCCCCGCGAGAGAUUCCAGUGGAAGUUUGUCUUGUCAUUCUGCUACUGGUAGCUGAUACACACAUGGAUAGAGUUUCGAUGUGUUGAGAUUUGUGAUUUGGAAUGGUAAAGCAAAGGCUGUCAUCCAUCUUGUGAGUGUGUCAUGUUUCCUUGGUUUCCCCCCACACACACACACACACACACACACACACACACACACACACACACACAUAAAUCCAGACUAAAUGAAUCAGUUGUCAGAAAUUCAGUUGAUGGAAAGAAUGAAUAGAGACGUUCUUAGAGAGGAUUUAAAAAAAAAAAAAGGUUUUUGAUUUGCUCAUAGGGAAUGAUCUUCAGUCCUUGGCUAGUUACUCUGUUCUGCACUGGAGAGAAGCUGACUAUGUGGGGAUGAUCACUUAAAGUGUGUGCGUGAUCAUUUAUUUUCUAUUCAAAUAUUUCAGAUUAUCAUGGCCUUAGCCGUGGGCCUCCAUUAAGUGGAUAUAUUACCAUGGCCUUGGCCGUGGGCCUCCAUUAAGCAGAUAUAUUACCGUGGGCCUCCAUUAAGGGGAUAUAUUACCAUGGUCCUUAGCCGUGGGCCUCCAUUAAGGGGAUAUAUUACCAUGGCCUUAGCCGUGGGCCUCCAUUAAGGGGAUAUAUUACCGUGGGCCUCCAUUAAGGGGAUAUAUUACCAUGGCCUUAGCCGUGGGCCUCCAUUAAGGGGAUAUAUUACCAUGGCCUUAGCCGUGGGCCUCCAUUAAGGGGAUAUAUUACCAUGGCCUUAGCCGUGGGCCUCCAUUAAGGGAAUAUAUUACCAUGGCCUUAGCCGUGGGCCUCUAUUAAGGGGAUAUAUUACCAUGGUCCUUAGCCGUGGGCCUCCAUUAAGGGGAUAUAUUACCAUGGUCCUUAGCCGUGGGCCUCCAUUAAGGGGAUAUAUUACCAUGGUCCUUAGCCGUGGGCCUCUAUUAAGGGGAUAUAUUACCAUGGUCCUUAGCCGUGGGCCUCCAUUAAGGGGAUAUAUUACCAUGGCCUUAGCCGUGGGCUUAAGUGGAUAUAUUAUUUGUAUUUUUUGUGCCACAUACAGGAAAUAAUGUGAACAAGUGUACUUAAUGACACCCUGUCCAAUAAUAUAAUUAGAUUUUCAACUCUAAGUAGUAGUCUGACUGUAGGAAAAGUGAUUUAUUAAGAUAAUGCUGUAUGCCUCAACAUCUUAAAACAUUGAAAAGUGAGAAAUUGGUUUUGAAUUGUUUUGUGUGAUUAUGGAUUUUUUGGGGGAUAAUUAAUAAAAAAAAAUAUGUAA